UUGUUGUUUUAAACAUUUACAGGGAGUGCACAUGCGUUUUGGACUCUCAUAGAGGCUGCUGAGAGGUAAAAAGAUAAAGACUCCGAGAAGAAGUCGAACCCAUAAAAGUUGAAAACCUAACUAUCGAGGCUACUCCGAACUUGUGCAAGUAUUGAAGAUCUUUCUGCUACUGUGUAUGUUAUUAGAUUUUUAUCAGUCUACUACGUUAAUAUGGAUCCAGAGGCUUCAAGGAAUGCUCGAGAAUCAUUGGAACUAGCUUUUCAAAUGUCGAACAUUCUAGAAACAGGGUUGGAUCGCCACACACUUUCAGUCCUCGUUGCUCUUUGUGAAAAGGGUUUGAAUCCUGAGUCACUUGCUGCACUUGUCAAGGAGCUCAGAAGGGAACUGCAAACUAAUUCUACUACAUCUACGGUUCCUACUCUUCCUUGAUCAGGAAGAGGAUCGACCAGUUGGCAUGGCCGUGUGUAUGUGCACUGGAUAGAAUCAAUUCACCAUUCUCGAUCUUCACCGUGUACAUAUUUUGUUGUUUGCCUGCUGCUCUAGUGUUGUUAGAACAGAGAGCUUCAAGAUGGAGUUUAACAAAAGCGUCCAAGUACAACAUUUUCUUGUAAUUCUUUUCUCUUGUUAUAUUUGAAAAGAUUUAAGAUACUGCUGUGAAGAAAAUAGAAGGGUGUGCCUGCUGCCCUUGCUCUGA
This is a messenger RNA of Papaver somniferum (opium poppy), 694 nucleotides long. Its product is annotated as mitotic-spindle organizing protein 1A-like. Bases 211 to 429 code for a protein of 72 amino acids. Gene Ontology annotation, biological process: mitotic spindle assembly; microtubule nucleation by interphase microtubule organizing center; gamma-tubulin complex localization. The transcript is spliced from 3 exons. Gene Ontology annotation, cellular component: interphase microtubule organizing center; gamma-tubulin ring complex; spindle. The record is from RefSeq and is a predicted model, not a curated record. NCBI's taxonomy places the organism in Eukaryota, Viridiplantae, Streptophyta, Magnoliopsida, Ranunculales, Papaveraceae.